AUGGGUAAUGGUGAGGAGCAUUGCUGGUUAGACGCGAAUUGGCCGUGUCGUCGGCAACGCUUCAACUCAUCGAUAGCGAUGUCGCUUCCGUUCGAGCCGUUACCCCAAGGCCAUUUGAUUGAGAAGCCGCCACUUCGAUUUCCAUUACCACCUGGAGAUGACGAGUUACAGAUCGUGGCUGGAAGAAGUAAUAACGGUAUGCUGCAAGUGAUCGAGUGGGAUCACAUGGAUUUGUCAAUAUUCUAUCCGGCUGCACUUACUAGUACAUGGACAGUCCGUAUGUUUCUUUACCCUUUGGCAGUAUUGAGAAGUCGUCUACAACUGCAGAAACAACAUACUGUGUACAAAAGCACGUGGAAUGCGUUCGUCGACAUUUCGAGAACAGAAGGAGUUCGAGGCCUAUAUCGGGGUUUCUGGGUGACUGUGCCACAGAUAGGUACGUCAUUCAUAUACACGACGGUCUACGAGAAGCUGCGAGCUGUGCUGCAACAAAAUUUUGGUAUGAAAUCAGUGGCUGGCAUUUCUAGUAUAUCCGGUGGGGCGGCCAGUUUUGCAUCCCAGACGAUCUUCGUACCCACUGAUAUCAUAUCACAAUUUAUGAUGGUAUACUACAAGGCCGAUCAUUUCAUCUCGGGAAAUGACAAAGCUGUAAUAGAGGGAUUCUGGGCCUCAAGUCUCGUGUACGUGCCAUCAUGUCUCGUUUUCUGGCCUGUAUAUUAUUGGUGUCAGGAUUUCUUUAACUGGUUGCGGCGUCAAUCAGCUAAGGAAGGUCAGGGUCCUCUGCUUCUGGAUCAAGCAGUUGCUGCAACGGUCGGAGGAGCCUGUUCGACCAUUUGUACAAACCCAAUGGAAAUGUUCCGUAUCAGACUUCAAGUGCAUCGAAGCGAUUAUGCAGAGACGUUGGCUAGAAUAAUGAGGAACGAGAAGCAACACAUUUUCACCAAGGGCUUGGCUCCCAGACUAAUCAGCAAUUCAGUAUACUCGUGUAUAGUCAUGGUGGGCUACGAAGUCAUGAAACGUUUCUCUGUUCUUCCCGAAUAUCAACACAGAGAUCGACUGCUGGUGAUCCAAUGGGAGCAUCUUAAUCUUUGGCGUUUCUAUCCGCUCGCACUUGCUAGUUCGUGGUCGAUAAGAUGUUUCCUCUACCCAAUGUCGGUUGUAAAAAGUCGCCUACAACUACAGAGACAGAACAAUAUGUAUCGAGGUAUGCGGCAUGCCUUCUCUGAAAUCGUCAGAGUGGAAGGCUUCGGAGCUUUAUAUAGAGGCUUUUGGAUGACACUACCGCAGAUAUCGGCUUCCUUCCUGUACUCAUCAACUUAUGAAAAAGUACGGGACCUCAUACAGGUUCACGUUGGUAUAACGAAUCCUUCACUAGUAUCAGCCUUAGCAGGAGGAAUAGCCUCACCAUGUGCUCAACUGGUGUUUGUUCCGACAGAUAUCAUUGCUCAACAUAUGAUGGUGCAUAAUAAUCCAGAAGCGUUUGGAGGUAGUAGGAAAGCUUCUGCUGUUGCAACUACAUUAAGGAACGACGGCUUGGAAAGGAGACUUACGCUUGGAUUACGUGUCGUUCGCGCCGUGUAUAAAGUGGAUGGCUUGGCCGGAUUUUAUCGGGGUUUCUUGUCUGCCGUGAUGCUAUACAUUCCAUCGACUAUGGUGUUUUGGUCUACGUACUAUCAUGCAUUAGGAGGUUUCCGACUGAUACGCAUGAAGGUUACAGAAUUAGAAACAGGAGAGAAACCAAAAACGUCCGCAGAUGUUGACAACCGAAAUUUUUUCUUAGACCAAGCUGUUUCUGGAUCCAUAGGAGGUAUUGCCUCUGCCUGUGUUACCAAUCCAUUAGAAAUGCUUCGAAUUCGAUUGCAGGUACAUCGUACCAAUUACACUGAUACUAUCAAGCGAUUGUGGAAGUACGAAGGAUCGAAGGUUUUCACAAAGGGACUGGCGCCUCGAGUUGUCAGCAAUGCACUCUAUUCGAGUUUAGUGAUGUUAGCGUACGAGACGGUGAAAAAGCUGUGCGUCUUACCUGAAUAUCAAGAUCAUGUUGUUUGGUAA
Ostertagia ostertagi is the source of this 2052-nucleotide messenger RNA. The record is from the annotation of a GenBank genome assembly. NCBI's taxonomy places the organism in Eukaryota, Metazoa, Nematoda, Chromadorea, Rhabditida, Trichostrongylidae.